Scleropages formosus (Asian bonytongue) is the source of this 2393-nucleotide messenger RNA. RefSeq names its product tetraspanin 6 (gene tspan6). The coding region runs from base 231 to 986 and encodes 251 amino acids. Gene Ontology annotation, cellular component: plasma membrane. The record is from RefSeq and is a predicted model, not a curated record. NCBI's taxonomy places the organism in Eukaryota, Metazoa, Chordata, Actinopteri, Osteoglossiformes, Osteoglossidae. The transcript is spliced from 8 exons.
CGGGCUCCCUCGUGGCUCCGCUCCCGUGUCAGAUCUGUUCUCCGAUCGGUGGCAAUUUUGUGCAUUUUUUUUCCCCCACCGGAAAACGGGCUACAAUCAGUGACGACAUUUCCCCUGUCCUUGGAAGUGCCGAGUGAAAGUUCCCAAAAAAGAAGAGGAAGGCGGUGGGAAAGUGCGGCGAGUGUUGUUGUUGUUGUGCCCGGAAAGUAUCUGGCGCCGAGAGAAUCAUCAUGUCGUCUCCGUCGCGAAGACUGCAGACCAAGCCGGUGAUAACGUGUCUGAAAACCUUCCUCAUCUCCUACAGCCUCAUUUUUUGGUUCACAGGUGUCAUUCUCCUGGCUGUGGGUGUAUGGGGCAAGGUGAGCCUUGAGGCGUACAUCUCCUUGGCCACAGAUGAGGGCACCAAUGCGCCGUACGUGCUUAUCGGGACGGGCGCCGUCAUCGUCAUCUUCGGCCUGUUUGGGUGCUUUGCCACCUGCCGUGGGAGCACCUGGAUGCUCAAGCUGUAUGCCAUGUUUUUGAUGCUCGUGUUCCUGGCUGAGCUUGUGGCAGGCAUCUCUGGCUUCCUCUUCAGACACGAGAUAAAAGCCAUUUUUGGUGAAACUUAUAAGGAUGCUAUCAAGAAGUACAAUGGCUCGGACAAGAAGAGCAAGGCUGUGGACACCAUUCAGAGGAGCUUGAAGUGCUGCGGCGUGAAAAACUACACAGACUGGUCAGACACUGACUACUUCAAGACUGAUGGCGUACCUGUCAGUUGCUGCAAGGACCCCAGCAACUGCACCCUGGAUGUCCGCAAAAACAUGGAGAAGGCGGCCACUGAGGUGUACAACACGGGCUGUUUCUUGCUGGUGACCACAGUGUUGGAGUCCAACCUGGGCAUCAUUGCAGGAAUAUCCUUUGGAAUAGCUUUCUUCCAGCUCAUUGGAAUUUUCCUGGCCUGCUGCCUGUCCCGAUACAUCACUAACAACCAGUAUGAGAUGGUCUAGUGUUCACCUGACACAGGAGACAGAGGAAAGCUGUUGGAUGGAGCCUGCCUUAAAGGGAACUCUUGUAGUUUUAAACCUAUGUAAAUGUGUUUGUUAGAUGUUUCUUGCUUUUUGGGUUUUUUUUUUUCUUUUUUUUUUUUUUUUUUUUAAAGACCAUUUCACUUCUUGGCGGACAAUAGGUUAAGGGAAUGAAAAGAAAUUGGCAUGUAAGGGAUCCAUUUUUUCUUGCCGUUACCACAACUACGCUGUACUCAACUCUGCUAAUGUUUAAUCUUUCUUGAAGAUACAUGUUGUGGCCAGUGCCUCAAGCUUAUUUUCAGCGAAGUGCUAUUAAUUGCUACAGGUUUUUGUUACCACAGUUCCACGAGAUUUGGAAACUUAAGUUAAUUUUCUGUAUUUAACUGGACUCCCGUUGUCAAUUCCUGUGCUUUUUUUUUUUUUUUUUUAUCAUUGAUAGGAAUCAGACAUCACUCCCAUUCUCAGUGUUGAGCUGUUUUGCACACUCCCUCUGUUUUGGGUGAACUGUUGGAAUGAUAUGGUCUUCAUGUUUCAGCCUGUAAUUAAAAAAGAUGUAGUUUCAGGGCAUCUUGUUCUUUUCUGGAAAUGCCUUUUUUUUUUUUCCCCCCCUUUUUGUAAUGUAAUGAAUUGUGUUGUUCAACAAGCUGAAAGCAGAGGUGGACAGGACCUACAACACAUGAAUGACCUGCCAAUAAAUCAAUGUGAAAAAUCCCUCUUAUAUUGCCCUCAACAGAGAGUCAGAGAUGUGUAUUACAACAAAGGUGAGAGAAUAAAGGGCUCGAGACUUUGUGUCUAUUGCAUAUGCAAGAUAACUGCAGUAGAACUAUGUAUCCUUAUUCUCUGGGAAAAAUUAGGCCAGGCCAGCUUUUUCAAUAUUAAAAUAUAUCGCUGUAGAUUUGUGUUGAAAGAACGAUGUUUUGUAGCAACUGGAGGUGUUGAAGGGUGAGAGGAAGACAGACUAAGGGAAACAGUGUUAACAUUUCUUUGGCUUUAACACCAAUAUACUAUCUAAUUGACUGAUUAAAUUCUGUUGCCUUACAGUUUUAACUCCAAAUAUAGUGGAGGAUGAUGUGGUUAAAAGUAUGGGUUAAGUCAACUGGAAAUGCAGCUAUAAAGAAAAACAAUACAGCUUCUCUACAUGCUUUAACAAGGUGUUUACAAGGAUACCCAUAUUAAACUCUCAAACACCACUACUCAUGGGUGGGCAGUAACUAAACUAACACAUCGCUUUAAUGAAAAAACUGGCUUGAACGUUUUCGUUUUGGAUCUGUGUUGUCCUUAAGAUCUUUAUGUAUUUGUACAAAAAUAAUAUUGUCAGUGUUAAAGCCGGCCUGUUUUAAUAUGUAAAUCGACCAUUGCAGCAUAUAAAAUAAAAAAAUACAACUCCAA